AUGGAAAUUUUGGCGAUGAAGAAUAAUUUCGAUUACACUGUUCUCAAAUCCACGAGAAAAUGGUGGUAUAUUCGAUGUAAGGAUGCAUUGUGCAACUGGACUGUGCGUGCAGAAGGUAUAGAUGGGUCUACAUAUUUCAUGAUCAACCAAUGUGAGGGAAGACAUUCAUGUGCUCCUUUAAAGAAAAGGAAAUUCGGAAAAACAGCAUCGGCAAGAACAAUUGGGACUCUGAUACAACAUCGAUUUGAUGAUGCAAACUAUGUCCCAAAAGCAAAUGACAUCAUUCAAUUUAUGAGAUUGGAGCAUAGUUGUGAGAUUACUUAUUGGCACGAUUGGAAAGCUCGUGAGUUUGCUAUUGCAGCUGCUAGUGGUAUACCAGAUCGCAGUUAUGCUAAAAUAUCAGCAUAUUUGCAUAUGAUUAAAGAAGCUAAUCCUGGUACGUAUACUCACUAUGAAACUAAUGAGAAGGGAAGAUUCAUGUAUCUAUUUAUGUCAUUUGGGAAAUCAGUUAGAGGAUUCUACAAUGCAAUACGAAGGGUGAUUGUCGUUGAUGGAACUUUUCUGAAAAAUAAAUACAAAGGGACACUUCUUGUUGCUACUGCUGUAGAUGGUAACUCUAAUUUGUAUCCGAUUGCAUUUGGGGUUGUUGAUUCAGAGAAUGACGAUUCAUGGGGGUGGUUCUUCAGACAGUUGAAAGUGGUUAUUACUGAUUGUCAAUACCUAGCUUUUGUCUAA
Molecule: messenger RNA, 735 nt
Organism: Brassica napus (rape)
Lineage: Eukaryota; Viridiplantae; Streptophyta; Magnoliopsida; Brassicales; Brassicaceae
Exons: 1
Coding region: 1-735 (244 amino acids)
Source: RefSeq, a predicted model, not a curated record